UUCCUGGGUGACUCGGAUGCAGCGGCAGAGAGACUCGGGCCAAAUCCUGCUCCGCCGCCGCGACCGGCCCGCCCGCAGUGCCCGCCGGGGUGGGGGUGCGGGGGGCCCUUCCCGCGGACGGGCUUUGCGAAGGAGCCCUGCGGCUUGCGAGCGGCGCUCCCGAGGAGGAUUCGUGGUCUGCGUCCCUGGCGGGGGAUGCCUGGAGAUUUAAAGGCAAAGGUACCACAAAGAACCACUUCCUGCUACUCAGAUUGCAAAUAAGAAAGAAUAAUGAACAGGAAUGAAAGAAAAUGGAUUCUGCCUCCCCUGUUUCCUAUUGCUAUAACAGAUGCCAGAGGCCUCCAAGGUCAAAACUGUGUUUCAUGCAAGAGCUGGGGAGACCUGCUGGAGCGGCCUGCGCUGGAAUAUCAUGCAGGAGAAUUAUGAGACGCUAAUUUCUUUGGCAGAAGAGAUGGCCAUCAGCCUGCCUCGGAUCACCGCACUGGCUGAUUCCCACCGGAGAGGACUGGCAGCGGGAUUUCCACUUGCAAAGCCUGACCUGCUUUCCUGGAUGGACCGUGGAGAGGAUCCCUGGGUGCCAGACCUUCAGGAAUCGGAAGGAAGGCAGGUGCCGACUGACACCAGUCCAACUGAGGAGCUGCGAAGCAAGAAUGAGGACAUUCCUCCACCAGAAGCUCCCAGCAAGAGGGACCCCCUGGCCGAGGGUGCCCUGGAGGGGACUCCAGACGACCUGGAGACUCAGGCAACGGGGAUGCGACUGAGGCACUCCACAGCGGAAGGGAAGGAACGGCCUGGCAGCCCCCACCCACAGGCAACGGGGGCUGCCAAGCCGCUGCUGCUCCCUUGGAGAAAACAGGGGGGCGAGGGGGGCCACCAGUGCUCCGAGUGCGGCAAAAGCUUCAGCCAGAAGUCCAACCUCCUUCGGCACCAAAGGCUCCACCUGGACGAGAGACCCCACAAGUGCGACGGGUGCGAGAAGAGCUUUGCCGAGGCUGAGGCCCUGGCCAAGCACCGCCGGUGCCACGCAGGCGACAAGCCCUACAAGUGUGGGGACUGUGGGAAAAGCUUCAGCUGGACCUCGCACCUGGAGAGGCACCGGCAGAUCCACACGGGCGAGAAGCCUUUCGUGUGCCAGGACUGCGGGAAGGCCUUCAGUGUCGGGUCACACCUGGAGAGGCACCGGCGGAUCCACACCGGGGAGAAGCCCUACCAGUGCCAAGAGUGCGGGAAAAGCUUCACUGUCAGCUCCACCCUGGUGCAGCACCAGCGGACGCACACCAACGACAAGCCCUACCAGUGCCUGGAGUGUGGGAAGGGCUUUGGCCUCAGCGCUCACCUGGCGGCCCACCAGCGGAAGCACCUGGGCCAGAAGCCCUACGAGUGCCCGGAGUGCGGGAAGAGUUUCAGCUUCACGUCCCACCUGGAGCGGCACCAGAGGAUCCACACGGGGGAGCGGCCCUACCAGUGCCCGGACUGCGGCAAGAGCUUCAGCCGCAGCUCCCACCUCUACCGGCACCAAAGGAUCCACACGGGCGAGAAGCCCUGGCAGUGCGCGGAAUGCAGCAAGAGCUUCUACCUCAGCGCCGCCACCCUGCACCACCUCCAGGUGGCCCCGGACGGCGGCAGAGACCCCGCAAACGAGAAGCCCUACAAGUGCCCCGACUGCGGCAAAGGCUUCGGCCAGAGCUCGUCGCUGGUGAAACACCAGAGGAUCCACACGGGGGAGCGGCCCUACCAGUGCCCGGAGUGUGGGAAGAAGUUCAGCUGGUGCUCGGCGCUCAUCAAGCACAAGAGGAUCCACACGGGAGAGAAGCCCUAUCAGUGCGAGGAAUGCGGGAAGGCCUUCAGCGUCAGCUCCCACCUGGAGCGGCACCAGCGGGUGCACUCCCCGGACCGGCCCCACAAGUGCCCCGAAUGCGGGAAGACCUAUGGGGAGCUGGCGUCUCUCGUCAAGCACCAGAAGUCCCACGCGGCUGACAGCAAGCGCUACCGGUGCGCCGACUGUGGCAAGAGCUUCAGCUGGAGCUCCCACCUGGAGCGGCACCGGCGCAUCCACACGGGCGAGAGGCCCUACGCCUGCCCGGACUGCGGGAAGCGCUUCAGCGUCAGCUCCCACCUGGAGCGGCACCGGCGCAUCCACACGGGCGAGAGGCCCUACCGCUGCGGCGAGUGCGGGAAGAGCUUCAGCGUCAGCUCCACCCUGCUGCAGCACCAGCGCACCCACUCCAGCGGGAAGCCCCACAAGUGCAGGGAGUGUGGGAAGCGCUUCGUGGCCACCGCGCAGCUGCUCACGCACCAGCGGACCCACCAGGGCGAGAAGCCCUACGCCUGCGGCGAGUGCGGCAAGAGCUUCGGCUUCGUCUCCCACCUGGAGCGGCACCGGCGGGUGCACACGGGCGAGAGGCCCUACCAGUGCCCCGAGUGUGGAAAGUGCUUCAGCCGCAGCUCCCACCGGAACCGCCACCAGCGGACGCACGUGGCCGACCGGCCCCCAAAGUUGGGGGGAGGAGCCCGAGCGGGGAAAGCCAGCCCCGCCGCCUCCUCCUCCUCCUCCCACACUAAGCACCGCAAGGAGCUGGCCCCUGCUGUUCCCGAAGCCCCGGUCUCUCUCAUGCCCCCUUGGUGGGGCGAGGGGGACAGGAGCAGUAACCCUCCAGCUGCUUCCAUGUGGCCAGAGUUCCCAGCUCCCUUCCAAGGCCCCAGUCCCAGCGCUGCCCCGGUGGGGGGCCUGAGGGGGUGGGGAGUGAAGGGCUUCUUGCCUCCGGACACGUGGAGACUGGGGGAAAGCAGCUCCAGCUGGGCAUCCAGCCUCGCCCAAGAGGGCUGGCCACAGCUGCCUCCCACAUCUUAGGGGUCUCGCACUUCAAUUUCCGGAGCCAUCUGGGGGCAGGGGGGGCCGCCAUCUACCCGUCCUCCUUUCCAUCAAUUCAGAGAGCUGAUUCAGUCAUUCUAAGGAAGCACAUGCUAGAGUCCUGCUGGGAUGGUGGGUCCUGCUGGGAUGAUACCACUUCAGGACUGGGGGUGGGAGAAUAUCUGAGCGCUUGCUCUCAUAAAAAGAUCCCUGCUGGUAGAGGGCUCGCAUGUUAAGGAGAAGAAGGCUAAGCUGGGCUCCCUUCUGGUUGGUUUCUUCUGAUAUAUGGUGGAUUCAGUGGUGCCUGCAUCUCUGCAUCCCCGCACCUUCUUGGGUGAUAACAGUCCUAGCUGGAAUGUGCCGGAUGCUUUUUCUGAUCCUUUGGAACUGGCUUGUAAACCUGGUUUGUUGGGAAUGGGCUGAAAGGCUGCCAUGAGCCGAGCCGAGCUGAGCACACCACACAGGCACGUUCCUGCCCCAGCAACCACUGUUGGUGCAAGCACAGCGUUGAACCUUUGCGGAGGAGCCCCUUCUGUCCGGCGCCCUCCCUAACACCCAGGGACAGGACCAGAGGAGGGUUGGAAAGAAACAGAGGGCCCUUAUUCGGAGCAGCAAAGAAAUUUUUACUAGAUCAGAGAGCUUUUGUGUAGACUGCCUCCUUCCUUUCUGGUGUUUUGUUACAGCUGGAAGAAAGAGGGAGUUUAGGCUGUAACAUCACUGGUAGAGCCCCUGCUUUGCCUGCUUGGCAUCUCAGGAAGAGCUUGGGGAGGCCCCUGCUUGAGUCCUUGGAGAACCACUGCUCGGCAGGGUGGACCCCCCCCAUAUCUGCCCCCCCAGAUGUUUUGGACUACAGUCCCCAUAAUCCUGGACCAUUGGCCAUGCUGACUGGGAGUUGUGAUUCCACACAUCUGGAGGGAUCUUUGUUGGGGAAGGCAGGCCUGGGGUGUCCGAUAUCUCCGCGUUGUGCUCAUCAGCUCCGAACUGAUCACAAGCAACGGGCCCUGCAUUGUCUUAUGACCGAAGUGGGGAACCCUUUUUGUGUGAAGGCCAGGUGCCAUUUUGGAGAAGCUUGGGGGGGGGGGGCACACUCCCGCGGGGGGGGGAGCCACAGGGAAAGAAGCCGGGGUUUACCCCCCCCCCCCCCACAAUUCCAUUGUUAGCCUUUCACAGAAGGGAGCGAGUUUGUUCACCAGUAGGCAGGGCAAGUCUCUGGCUGUCUCCUGAGGAGGAAGCAGGACUGAACCUCUGAGCAGCACUUUCAGGAAGCACCCCAGAUACUCAGCCUGGGUGCAUCUACUUAGAACUAAGCAUUUCCUGUCUACUCAAAAGUAGGCAGAUCAAACCGCUGCAGAAAGUAGGACUGAACCACUUAGUGGCUUCCUGCCCUGGUGCCUCGGUCGCUCAGGGAAAAAGCUUCCAUCUUCAGUCAGAGAGGGCGUGUGGUGUGGUGGUUAAGAGCGUGGGACUGGGACUCAGGCGA
Varanus komodoensis (Komodo dragon) is the source of this 4331-nucleotide messenger RNA. RefSeq names its product zinc finger protein 345-like. Gene Ontology annotation, molecular function: DNA-binding transcription activator activity, RNA polymerase II-specific; RNA polymerase II cis-regulatory region sequence-specific DNA binding. The transcript has 8 exons. Gene Ontology annotation, biological process: regulation of transcription by RNA polymerase II. NCBI's taxonomy places the organism in Eukaryota, Metazoa, Chordata, Lepidosauria, Squamata, Varanidae. Gene Ontology annotation, cellular component: nucleus. The record is from RefSeq and is a predicted model, not a curated record. The coding region runs from base 329 to 2851 and encodes 840 amino acids.